Paecilomyces variotii is the source of this 969-nucleotide messenger RNA. Its product is annotated as NRDE protein-domain-containing protein. Gene Ontology annotation, biological process: Golgi organization; protein secretion. The coding region runs from base 1 to 969 and encodes 322 amino acids. Gene Ontology annotation, cellular component: Golgi apparatus. The transcript is spliced from 2 exons. The record is from RefSeq and is a predicted model, not a curated record. NCBI's taxonomy places the organism in Eukaryota, Fungi, Ascomycota, Eurotiomycetes, Eurotiales, Thermoascaceae.
AUGUGCAUCGCGCUUAUAUCAACUGCGCACCCCGAUUACCCUCUUAUUAUCAUCAAUAAUCGAGAUGAAUUUCUGCGCCGACCAACUUCUACUGUAGAUUGGUGGCCAGAGCCGGCAUCUCACGUUCUCGGCUCACGAGACCUGGCUCGUCCCGCUCAGGGAACGUGGAUGGGCGUCACCAAGCACGGCCACAUUGCUGUGCUCACAAAUUAUCGCGAAGACAUCCCCGCAGAUGCCGUGGGCACGUGUAGUCGAGGCCUCAUCGUCAGGAAUUGGCUCACUCUGCCGCCUGAUCAGAGGCACUGCACACAGAAGUUCGUCGAGGAUAUGAUCACGAGCAGUGCAGCCAGGAAUGUGGGCGGUUUCAGUCUUGUGUGUGGAAAGAUCCACGAACCACUGGCGAUUAUGUCAAAUCGCGUCUCGCAUGUUGAUGGGAUCACCUGGGUGGCCAAGCAACAGGGCGAGACAGUCGGUCUGAGCAAUACAUCAUUCGAUGACCGGUCGUGGAAAAAGAUCUUGCUGGGAGAAAAACUGAUGAAAGAGGCCAUCGAGGAGCAUGCGAAGGCCCAAGAAGGUGAAGAAGAGCUCAUUCAGAGAUUGUUGCAUGUCCUCAGCACAGAUACGCUGCCGCGAUUGAAAGAAGGCGCCAGCCUGGAAACCUAUAUCCCUCUUCUACGUGAGAGCAUUUUCGUCCCUGUCAUUGGUGCCCAGAACGAAGAGAACAGAGCUGCAGACGAAGUCGCAGCUGGAGAUGUCCCGGACAAGGUCACAGUCGCGGCCAACGGCAGUACUCCACCUGAGCAACAAUGCUACAUGACUGGGUUGUACGGUACACAAAAGCAAACAGUUGUCUUGGUCGACAAGAAUCGCCGAGUCAAGUACUUUGAACGUACUCUAUAUGACAACAACGCGAAACCGAUUCCCGUCGGGAAAGGGGAUAGGAGCUUUGAAUUCGUUGUCGAGAAAUAG